GAAUCGCUCGGCGACCGCAAGGGGGGGGGGGGCAAGAAACCAGUUUGAACCCCGUCAUCGUGCGUCGCGAUACUUUGAGCUUGGACAACGGCGACCGAAUAUCGUGCACGCUUGCUCAGUCUGCCAUGGACUUCGACAGGGCGGCCACCCCGCUAGUCAUUUGCGACAUCUCUUCCCAGAACAUGUUCAACGAGAAGAACACAGCGCGUCAAUACUGCGCUAUUUACGUGAACAACAACCGCACGAGGGACCUGCUCUCCGUCCCUGCCGAGGAUUUCAUGAAGAGCACACUAAGCGAGAAGGACAAGAAGCCUUGGAUCGGGCGACGAUGCUGGGGGGACAUCAUGGUCUUCGUAGACGUCAACGGUGGCGAGAAGGCCCCCAGGAAGCUUGAAGACUACGUCGCGAAGACGUUCGCUCAUCAGCAUCAAACACACUUGUAUGUCCUCUACGUCUAUCGCAAGCCAGCACGGAUCUGUCUCUUCGAUCGCUCAGGAGGCGUCGUCACCGGACCGUUCCCCUACGGAAAACGAGACAACCCCACCGUCUAACGCUUCUUUCACCGACUCGCGAGGAUGACGCGUGAGGAGCUGGGGUUCGACAGCACCGCGGACAUCGCCAAGGACUACAUCGUCGCCGAACUUAGGGGCUGGGCCUCCAGCCUACGGUCGACGUAUCUCCGCAAGCAGGCCCCAGGUGCGAUGAACAAGACAUCCGAGGAGUGGCCCACGCACGAGCUCACGUUCCAGGGUCGGACACUCUACGUCAGCAAGCCUACAUUUGCCUCCUCUUCCUUGUAUUCGCGCUGCACCCGUGGCUACUGCGCCAUGGAGAAAGUGACCGGGAUUGACGGCGUCAUCGCAUAUCACCUCCGAGGACCUCUUCAAAAAGGCUGGACUGGUUACUACUAGGCCGAAUGGAUUUGACUCUCGGGCGGACUCUCAGGGUUUUCCACCAGUCAAACGCCGAAAGGGCGACACCGGUCAGCCAAACACCCGUCUUGGCGUCACGAAGGAAGAGCAGCAGUGGAAAGGCUCUCAGGUUUGCCCUUCCGGCUUUCGUUAUGUAGUUCGAAUUUCCUC
Dichomitus squalens LYAD-421 SS1 is the source of this 1082-nucleotide messenger RNA. RefSeq lists its product as uncharacterized. Bases 126 to 551 code for a protein of 141 amino acids. The record is from RefSeq and is a predicted model, not a curated record. Lineage: Eukaryota; Fungi; Basidiomycota; Agaricomycetes; Polyporales; Polyporaceae. The transcript has 2 exons.